Molecule: messenger RNA, 1466 nt
Organism: [Torrubiella] hemipterigena
Lineage: Eukaryota; Fungi; Ascomycota; Sordariomycetes; Hypocreales; Clavicipitaceae
Source: the annotation of a GenBank genome assembly
GCGUUCUACAGUACCGAGCUGCCUUGGGCUAACCAAGCACAACCGAAGAGUGCCCGUGUGGUUUCGGUGACGUUGGUGACAUUUCAAUCACCCCGCGAUUCAAGUACAAAUGGCGGGGUUGAAUAAUUAGUUCUGAUUCCCUCCUUUUUCUUUUUUUUCCCUUUUGAUUUCUUCAACAUUGAAUCCCUCUACAUCUACACCUUCAUACAACAAUCAAUUGACCCAGCACCAUGUCUUCCAAGCCGAGUAAUGAACAUCUACAGGCCAUCGAGGCCGCUGUAGGCAAACUCGGACCCCCCGUAGAAUUCAACUACGAGGACCGCGAAACCAUGCUCUACAACAUUGGCAUUGGUGCGAAAUCAGACGAACUGAAAUAUGUCUUCGAGGGUGACGACGAGUUCCAGGUCAUUCCUACAUUUGGCGUCCUGCCCGGGUACACCGCAGACAUGCCCUUCAGCUUCGACUCCAUCAUCCCCAACUUCAACCCCAUGAUGCUUCUACACGGCGAGCAGUACCUCGAGAUUCGCAAGUACCCCAUUCCCACCUCCGCCAACCUCAUUAGCAAGUCGAGCCUCAUCGAAGUGGUUGACAAGGGCAACGCUGCCGUCGUCAAGACUGGUCUGACUGUCACACACGCCGAGACUGGCGAGGACAUCUUUUACAACGAAAUGACGGCCUUUGUGCGCGGAUCUGGAGGCUUUGACGGCAACAGAGUCCCUGCUGAUCGUGGAGCGGCCACGGCUGCCAACAAGCCGCCUGCCAGAGCACCCGACUUUGUCCAAGAGAGUGCUACCGAUAUUCACCAGGCCGCCAUCUUCCGCCUUAGCGGCGAUUAUAAGUAUGUUUUCCUUCCCUUUUUCUUCUUUUUGUUAACUACCCAACUAACCAUACAUGAACUGCUACCAGCCCUCUUCACAUCGACCCCUCCUUCGCCAAGAUGGGCGGCUUCAAGAAACCCAUCCUUCAUGGCCUCUGCACAUUUGGCGUGGCAGGCAAGGCCAUCUACGACAAGUAUGGCGCUUACAAGAACGUCAAGGUCCGCUUUGCGGGAACCGUCGAUCCCGGGCAGACCAUCGUAACAGAGAUGUGGCGCGAGGGAAAGAAGAUCAUUUUCCAGUGCAAAGUCAAGGAGACGGGUAAAAUGGCCAUUGUCGGCGCCGCGGCCGAGCUUGUUGGCGAUAUUACAAGCAAGAUUUGAGAGUUAAAAAAGUCCGGAACAGGGAAUUUUGGGUGGGGCACUCAGUGCAAUAAUGGCGGCGUUCACAUGUUUUUUUUUCUGUUUCAGCGGUCUUACAGCGCUAUGGCUGUGCCUUUUUCCAGGCGAUCGCUUGCGGAUCAUCACCCCCAGCAAACCUGCUCUAGUGGACUCGUAGUGCACUGGCUCUAAUCUACCCGUCGUACGAUGUGCGCGGAAUAGACUCAGUCAUCGCCGAUUACUUAGACAGAAAUUGCAUGCUGUAUCGACC